Molecule: messenger RNA, 363 nt
Organism: Yamadazyma tenuis ATCC 10573
Lineage: Eukaryota; Fungi; Ascomycota; Pichiomycetes; Serinales; Debaryomycetaceae
Gene: RPL35
Product: 60S ribosomal protein uL29
Biological process (GO): maturation of LSU-rRNA from tricistronic rRNA transcript (SSU-rRNA, 5.8S rRNA, LSU-rRNA); translation
Cellular component (GO): ribosome; cytosolic large ribosomal subunit
Molecular function (GO): mRNA binding; structural constituent of ribosome
Source: RefSeq, a predicted model, not a curated record
AUGGCCGGAUUAAAAGCUUAUGAAUUAAGAACCAAAUCUAAGGAACAAUUAGAAAACCAAUUGGUUGAAUUGAAACAAGAAUUGGCUAACUUGAAGGUUCAAAAAUUACAAAAACCAUCUUUGCCAAGAAUCCACACUGUUAGAAAGAACAUCGCCAGAGUUUUGACUAUCAUCAACUUGAACCAAAGAGAAAAUGUCAGAGCUUUCUACCAAGGUAAGAAGUACCUUCCAAAGGACUUGAGAGCCAAGAAGACCAGAGCCAUCAGAAGAAAAUUAACUAAGUUCGAAGCUACCAGAAUCACUGACAAGGCCAGAAAACAAAAGACCACUUUCCCAAAGAGAUCUUUUGCCAUCAAGGCUUAA